GGACUGAUUUAGACCUGUGACACCAGGUGGGUGCAAUUAAUGAUCCGAUAGAACAGAAAACGAGCAGGCUCCGGACCUCAUAGGGUAAGAGUUGAGUACCCCUGGUCUAGAUAUUCACCAUAUUUACUUGUGUAAAUGACAAAGUGGAUCACAUUAUUUACUACAGGGGAUCAGAGUUUCCAAUGAUCUUAGUUUGUUUCACUUGAAAAGCCCUGGGACACGGACCGCACCUCAUGUGGCGCGCGGUAAGCCUCUUACAACCAUGAACACACCAGAUGCAGAGGAUGCCAAUCAAGAGAAACUUAACGCAGAAUGCGUUUACAGUAUGCUGCACGAGUUCCGCUGUAGCCUACCUGAAUUAUUAUUUUUCUACAUUUAUAUGACUCACUGACAGAAACGGACAGUCAGGUGCGUGCUGGUUCUAUAAACAUUGGGAAGGGAACCAACAUAUGGGAUAACAAAGUGCAGAGACCCAGACGGCUAUGGCAUUAUUGAAGUGUUAUUCCCCGUAGAUUAGGCCAGUUAUUCGACGGCACAAUGCUUCCACAAGAUAUAGGAGUGCAGAAACCCCGUCGGAUCUCGGAUCCGGCUCCACCGGUACCACCACGGCGGGGCAAGAACAGAGACUUUCCUCUUUCAAAGCGCCGGCGAUCGGGCUCCGUACCUGAGCGCAAGGUGAACUGCGUCCUCGUCGGAGAUGGAGCGGUCGGGAAGACAAGUCUUAUCGUCAGCUACACCACAAAUGGAUAUCCGACAGAAUACAUUCCAACAGCUUUCGAUAACUUUGCAGUUAUGGUUGUGGUGGAUGGAAAACCUGUGAGACUGCAACUCUGUGAUAUGGCUGGCCAGAAAUGGGGGAUGGAGGAUGACACUAUUAAUGACGAGCUGGACCGGAUCCGCCCUCUAUGCUACCGCAAUGCCGACGUCUUCCUGCUCUGCUACAGCGUGGUGCGCCCCUCCUCCUUCCACAAUGCCACCGACCGCUGGGCGCCUGAGAUCCGCCGUCACUGCCCCGGGGCACCCAUGGUCCUAGUGGGGACCCAGCUGGACCUGAGGGAAGACGUCCAGGUGCUGGUCCAGCUGGCCAGGAACCAGGAGCGGCCCGUGGGAACCGAGGAGGCCCAGCAGCUGGCGCAGGAUAUUGGGGCCGUGUCCUUCGUUGAGUGCUCGGGUCUGACCCAGAAGAACCUGAAGGAGGUGUUUGACCAGGCCAUCUUGGCCAGCAUCCAGCCGGCGGAGAACGUUCAGCAGCUCCAGCAGAGGCAGAGCCUAAGGAAGAAGACCCCGGAUAAGAUCAAGAGUCUCUCUGAGACUUGGUGGAAGAAGCUGAGCUGUGUUGUUGUGGCAGGAGAGCGUGUGGGAGGAGAGUCCGACUGAACCCCCAAAGCAGCUGUUUAGGAUCUUUUAUUUUUCUAUGCUGGUGUUUAGUCUUUUAAUAAUUUUUUCACUCCAGAUAUAAUAGCACUUAGGAAAAUAUGUUGGAAUUUUUAAUGUAUUAUCCAAAUAAUUAUUUCAUAUCUAAAAAGCAGAAGCACUAGAAAGCGUUAUCGUUGCUGGCAAGAUAAUGAAUGAAAUGCAGAGUGUCAGCGUUAGUGAUACCUUAUGUUUUGUGUUCAAAGGCCUUGACGAGGGCACAGCAAGUCUGAAUUAAGUGAUUGGAUUUGAGUUAGAAAAUCCAAUACCUGGGGAGACUACUAAUGAAAUGACAGACUUCACAAUGACCUCUGCGUCAUUCUGUGUAACCCCCAUCAAUGGUCAAAGGUCACCAGUGGAGAAUGUUGUGGAGGAUUACAAGAAACUAGCCAGUAGAAACUGUAACGCCAAACCAUAAGCUUGCUUUGUGUCUGCCAUUUUGACAAUUAAGUCCUUCAAUGUUGUUUACUAACCUAUAUCAGAUCAAGUACAAUGAUUGGUCUUUCAAAUUCAAGUAGUCUAAAACACUGUUCCUGUAUCAGUUGUUGAUAUUGCUGGACAUACCAACCAAACACAGCUAAAGGAUACUGUAGCUUCCCAGUCAGAUUGACUCUAAUCUGACAAAUCUGCAGAUCAGUUGGUUUGGCUUUCCCCCCUGAUCCCUGGUCAGGUCUGUCGUGGUGAUAAAUCGUAGUGGUUCUCCGGUGGAGGCCGUACGCAGCUUUCUAAUAGGAUGAGACAGGACCACCUGGAUUGGAUUAGCUGGGCAUAUGGUGGCUGACUCUCAGUCCCCUGAAUGCCAUCACACCUUAGCCCUGCUCUGAUGUCAACCAAGACCGUCUGCCCAGGAAGACUAAGCAAGACUCAGACCCUGUCACCCUGCUGCUAGUGCUUUACCAUAAAGAGAACAGAGAUCACUGAGGGACGGGGUUUAUAUCACUAGAGAUGCAUUCCAAAGAAGCGAGAUAAGUUAUUUAUUAUGGUUAAUUGGCAAAUACUAUCUGCAAGUGGAGAUAUUUCUUAAGCACACCGAAAGAAUUUAAAGGAUUUAAAAUCUGAUAAUUAUUGGAAACAUGAAAGCUUUUACUGAUUAUUGAUAUAAAGUUAAUGAUAACACUGAUUGUCUGGCCCUAGUGAUUGCGAUCUUAUUUUUUAUAAUAAAUUAAAUGUUUAUUUAUAAUUUAUUACAUUGUUAAUGCCUCCCAUAUUCUGUAGUACUCUUUUUUUUUAUUGUUGUGCUGUCACCAAGAGUUGAACAGCUUGAGAAAGUUGACAUACUGGUGUGGUUAACUUGUGAGGCAUUUGGCAGGUGCAGCUUCAAAUUCCUAUUCACUCAUCCAUUAGUUGUCUGUUCCAAUGUGUACUCUCCCUUGCUUAUGACUUGGUGGUCUUUUUUUAAAUUUUACUUAAUUUUUUAGGGCGU
Messenger RNA from Coregonus clupeaformis (lake whitefish), 2836 nucleotides. Its product is annotated as rho-related GTP-binding protein RhoU. Gene Ontology annotation, molecular function: GTP binding; GTPase activity. Lineage: Eukaryota; Metazoa; Chordata; Actinopteri; Salmoniformes; Salmonidae. The record is from RefSeq and is a predicted model, not a curated record. The transcript is spliced from 4 exons. Gene Ontology annotation, biological process: small GTPase-mediated signal transduction. Bases 538 to 1377 code for a protein of 279 amino acids.